AUGGUUCAGAGACAGACCACGAUGGCGAUGGUUCAGAGACAGAUCGCGAUGGCGAAAGAGAGACAGGCUCCUAAAAGGUUUGAUUCCCUUUCCUCUGUCUCUCUCUCACAUAUAGAACCUCACCUUCUCACUUCACCGAAGUCCCUCACCACCGUUACUCACGUCCGUCGCACAUCACCGCCGCCGCAAAUCACCACGGCCACCGCCGCAAUACGAACUGGUGUUACUGGAAUUCUCUGCAGCAGAUUUUGCUGUGAAGUCAUAUUAACAGACCAUAAUGAGGAAGUCCUCAAGGCAAGGUCUAAUGGUGGAGAAGUGAAAUGGGGAAAUUCUGAUCAGCUCGACCAAAUUUUGAAAAGGCAUCCAGGUGGAUUUGAUCUGGUUCUUGGUGCUGAUAUUUGCUUUCAACAGUCUAGCAUCCCAUUGCUUUUUGAUACUGUGCAACAGUUCCUCCACAUUCGGGAGGAAGGAAAUUGCAAAUUCCUACUGGCUUUUGUUUCCCGAGCCAAAGUUAUGGAUGCGAUGGUUAUCAGUGAAGCUAAUGAAGACAUGUCACUUGGUUCAUGGUUUAUUGGUCUUGAAGUAGAGCACAUUGGUGACCGCAAUAUGUGCUGCGGGACUCCACCAGAGAAAAACUCGCAUUUGACCAUUCCUGGUUUCUCAAGUGAAGAGAGGAAAAACCAACAGAACCAU
Molecule: messenger RNA, 693 nt
Organism: Camellia sinensis
Lineage: Eukaryota; Viridiplantae; Streptophyta; Magnoliopsida; Ericales; Theaceae
Source: RefSeq, a predicted model, not a curated record